AUGCAAGUCCCGGAGGAAAAUAAUGGCCAUGAGGCUAUGGAGAAGGUCUUCUCCGCAGUCGAGUUAUUGGAAGCAAUCCUCCUCCAUCUCGACCACAGAGACCUUCUCCUGUCCCAGCUCAUCAGCGCCCACUUCAAAAAUGUUGUCUCGCAGUCCCAUGCGAUACAGCAAAAACUAUUCUUCACACCAAGCCCUGCUAGCGACAUACCGCAACAGAAUCCCCUUCUCAAAGCUCUGUUUCCGACAUUCUUCUCGCUGAACCGGCCAGUAAGCCCAGACUACUUUUACAACAUUGUGUGCGGCACUAUGGAUUGGUAUAUGAAUGACCGCCACGAAAGCGUCUUGCGUCCUGAUGCCUCAUGGAGGCGCAUGUUCCCAGUCCAGCCGCCGGCAAAACUGGAGCAGAUCAGGAUUUAUACCCAUGACUACUGCCUAUACAAAACGGGCAGCCCUGUUCCCGCAAAAUUUGGGGAUGAAGUUGAGGUGCUUCAAGAGCAUGGGCUAAGAAUGGACUUACUAUAUGACUUGGUCGUCCAUUUAUGGGGCCUACAUCCGUCGCCCCAAAUGUACAUUCAUUGGGAGAUGUUUCCGCUCCUUGGAGGUGAAGAAGAGUGGCAAGAUAGGACCCGAAGCCCAGAGGCCUGGUCCAACAUAGAUCUCAUUGACUAUCCGUUACCUUUACAAGAAAACAUGAGCGACGGAGACCAGCAAACAAACAACAGGAUCACCUUGUAUUAUCAGCACGAUUCAGCGUGUGGAGGUAAACCAUGGAAGCCUGAUUUGAAGAUUGAUUCACCAUUUAACUCGAUGAUCGAGGCCGACCGCACCAAACUACUACGGUUUAUAGGCAAAGCCCAGCUGGGUUGGAAUCGUUGGGAUGAGUAUGUUGAUGACGAGGAUCCCGUUGACCGUGACGGCACCGAUGACGAGGAAUAG
Molecule: messenger RNA, 936 nt
Organism: Clonostachys rhizophaga
Lineage: Eukaryota; Fungi; Ascomycota; Sordariomycetes; Hypocreales; Bionectriaceae
Source: the annotation of a GenBank genome assembly